This is a messenger RNA of Grus americana (Whooping crane), 647 nucleotides long. RefSeq names its product protein phosphatase 1 regulatory inhibitor subunit 14A (gene PPP1R14A). Gene Ontology annotation, molecular function: protein serine/threonine phosphatase inhibitor activity. Gene Ontology annotation, cellular component: cytoplasm. The transcript has 4 exons. Lineage: Eukaryota; Metazoa; Chordata; Aves; Gruiformes; Gruidae. Bases 32 to 457 code for a protein of 141 amino acids. Gene Ontology annotation, biological process: regulation of phosphorylation. The record is from RefSeq and is a predicted model, not a curated record.
CCCCCCCCCUCCCGGUACCGCGUCCCGAGCGAUGGCGGCGAACCGCGUGGGGCGGCGGCAGGGGCGGGGGGGUUCCCCGGGUCGUUCCCUCGGUACCCGAAGACCCCAACCCCCAACCCGCAGUCCCGGACUCCAACGGCGACCGGCCAGGGUCACGGUCAAGUACAACCGGCGGGAAUUGCAGCGGCGGCUGGAUACCGAGCAAUGGAUCGACGGGAGGCUGGAGGAGCUCUACCGGGGACGGGAGGGGGAGAUGCCGGACGAGGUGAACAUUGACGAUCUCCUGGAGCUGGAGACGGAUGAAGAACGAGCCCAGAAGCUGCAGGGCAUCCUGAAGUCCUGCACUGCCGACACCGAGGAUUUCAUCCGAGAGCUCCUCGCCCAACUCAAGGGUUUACCGAAGCAACAAGUCCUCCAGAGACCCAGCCCGGAGGAUCCCAAUCCACCCCCCCCGUGACACACACCCCCCCCACGCGUGAUCGUGGAAGGGGGGGUGGGUGUCACCCACCUCCAGCACCCAUAAAGGGGUGUCCUACCCCCCCCCCCCCAGCACCCGCUGUACAGUAUUUAAGCCCACCCACCGUGUAAAUCCUUUAACCCCCCCCCCCCCCCGAAAUAAAACCUCGCUGCGUCGCAUGGGUGGGGGU